CUUUUUAGGAGUUUUGGAUCCCCAUCACCCAGUCCAUGGUCGUAUGACACAACGAAGACUGGUCGAUGAUCCCCAGCGUACUCGUCACUUUUAAAAUCUCCUCGGCAAAUGUCCUUGAAAAUCGUUGCCAAGAAGGUAGUUGCGGGUAUUCCCAAUGCUGCGUUUGUUGGCGUUGGUGGCUAUUUCAUAUACUUUGGCGCGACUGCCCAGCGCGACCAAUGGACUGUCGCCUUUACCGACACCUUCCUCCCAACCGCCGCCACUUUCUUGAUCCUCGCGGGGGUGCUGCUCAUACCUCUGGGCCUUGUCGGUGUGGCGGCUGCGUCGUAUCCUCAACUGAAGAAGGUUCAAAUCACUCGUUAUGGUAUCAUGGGAAUCAUCGUCGCCUUUGCGGCCACUUUGGGCUGGACAUUAUACGCCGACGCGGAUUCCAUGCGGAAUGACCUCAACGCCCGCGUGUUCAUGAGCUCAACGCCAUCGCUUCCAUCUCGAGCCACGGGCUUAGCCGACUUUGUCUGCCAUGCGGAGCUACGCUACGCCUGCAACGAAGCCCUCGCUUGGGUUUCUGUGAACCGCCUAGUUCCGCUCAACGAAGAGCACUAUGUCUGGGGGGUUGGUCCUCGAAAGUACACUAAUGCUACCCUUGACGUGCUGCUGCGACCAGUGAAUGGCACCGUUGGCUUUCGAGCCAUGUGCCGCAACGUCUCGAGUCAAGUGCGAGCGUUCGGGCCAGCUGUGGCCCUGGCUGAGCAGUACAAAACUGCCUGCGCCGUGUGCGCCCAAACACCAGAAGACCAGCCCGCCAACCUCCCGUCGUGGCUGUGUGAUGGCUUCUCGAACAAAUGGUGUGAUAUAAGCUUGUCUGCCGAAGGCGUACAAAGCUGCAGCCAACGACUUGUCCCUAACAAUGCACAGGAUGGUCGGAUGAUGGCCUUCCCCAACGCCGCCCAAAGUGCCCUGUACUCUGGCCAACAAGAUUGCCUGGGGCUUGCGAUUACAAGCUCCAUCCUCUUUGUCAUGUCCGUGUACAUGACGUACAAGGCGCGUCAACAAGCUUGGAUGGCUACCGACGACUACAUUACCAAAGCAUGAGUAAAGCAGAGACGAAAUAACAAGCCAAGAUAUAUCCUAUGAAAAAAUAGUUUUGACCUUUUAACGUUACCCAAAUUUGGACUCUUUCAUAAAAUUCCAUC
Molecule: messenger RNA, 1193 nt
Organism: Aphanomyces astaci
Lineage: Eukaryota; Oomycota; Saprolegniomycetes; Saprolegniales; Verrucalvaceae
Exons: 1
Coding region: 109-1092 (327 amino acids)
Source: RefSeq, a predicted model, not a curated record